AAUGGAAGUCCUCAACCACUCCUGUCCGCGUGGCAUGGACAAUGCCUGGAAUGUCUCUGCUCCAUUUCACCUCCCUCCGUCCUGAAACUAAGAUUGAUUAUGACUGAACAGUGUCUUUGGGUGCUCGUUAUGGUUGGGAGAAUAGACAGGCAGUCCAGUGUUUGAAUCUUUCCUCGCAAAAAGAAAAGCAUGGAAUAAUCUGAUGUUUUCCAAUCUGACAACACAAAAGUAGACACGUAGACAACGGUAGAUUCUUCUGUCAGCCAUUUUUCCCCUCCUUCUUAUUCCUAUAUCGUGUUGUAUAAUUGGGCACCAGUGCCCCCUGUUUCAUUUUCGUUGUUGUGGGACUUUUAGUUCUUUUGACAAGUUCAUCACCUUUCCCUUGUUCCUUUCUCUUGAUAAAGGGAUUGACAUCUUCUGGAGAUCAUGGGGACCGCUCCACUGAGAGUUCCUUUGGACAUGGAAGGACAGGAAAACGAUGGUGGAUCUUCAGUUUUUUCAGGGCUUAGUGACGGGAUUCCAACCGUCCAGAAGACAAUUGGCGAAGCAUCAACUUCUGGAAAAUCAGAGACAAGUUCCUGCCAAAUUACGAAAACUGAGAAUUGCAAGCACAAAAAAACUCUAGGUCUAUUUGCAGCAAACUUCUUUGAUGAGAAAAUUUCUGUGUCAAAAAAGCUCCAGUGGCUCAAUCAAGUUGCUACUGUUAAAACUGAUGGAACCGUACAGCUCGAAGUUUCACUCGACAUCAAGCCUCAAAACCUUGAUUUCGAGCCUGAAUUCCCAUCCAUUGGACCAACAGAUGAAGACCCUGGUAUGGCAGACAUUCAAGAUUUACCUCCGCUGCAAAUAGUAAUGCUCAUUGUUGGAACACGAGGAGACGUACAGCCAUUUGUUGCUAUUGGAAAACGUUUUCAGGAACAUGGCCACCGGGUAAGACUAGCAACUCAUUCAAACUUCAGAGAGUUUGUCUUGACUGCUGGAUUAGAAUUUUAUCCUCUGGGUGGAGAUCCGAAAGUUCUUGCUUGGUACAUGGUGAAGAACAAAGGCAUCUUACCUUCAGGACCUUCAGAAAUUCAAAUUCAGAGAAAUGAAUUGAAGGAUAUUAUUCUCUCUUUACUUCCUGCAUGUAUGGAUCCCGAUCCUCAUUCUAAGAUGCCGUUUGAAGCAGACGCAAUAAUUGCUAAUCCUCCAGCAUGUGGGCAUAUUCAUGUUGCUGAGGCACUAAAAAUACCAAUUCAUAUAUUUUUCACAAUGCCAUGGACCCCUACUGGUGAAUUUCCACAUCCUCUAUCCCGUGUGAAGCAACCAGCUGGGUAUAAACUGUCUUAUCAAAUUAUUGAUGCAUUAAUUUGGCUUGCGACACGAGACAUGAUUAAUGAGUUCAGAAAGAAAAAGUUGAAGCUUAGACCUGUCACAUAUUUAUGUGGAUCCAAUAGCCCUCCUCCUGAUGUGCCUGUUGGUUAUACAUGGAGUCCUCACCUUGUCCCUAAACCUAAAGAUUGGGGACCCAAGAUUGAUGUAGUUGGCUUUUGUUUUCUUGACCUUGCAUCAAGUUAUGAACCACCAGAUUCACUGUUGAAAUGGCUAGAAGAAGGUGACAAGCCCAUCUACAUUGGUUUUGGUAGCCUUCCAGUUCAAGAACCACAGAGAAUGACAGAUAUCAUAAUCAAAGCUCUUGAAGCAACUGGGCAAAGGGGCAUCAUUAGUAAAGGAUGGGGUGGUCUUGGAAACUUGUCAGAACCGAAGGAGUCCGUGUACCUUCUUGAUAACUGUCCCCAUGACUGGCUUUUUGCAAGAUGUAGUGCAGUGGUACAUCACGGAGGUGCUGGUACAACUGCUGCUGGUCUUAGAGCUGCAUGUCCGACGACCAUUAUACCUUUCUUUGGAGACCAGACCUUCUGGGGUGAACAAGUAUAUGCCAGAGGAGUAGGUCCGGCACCCAUUCCAGUUGAUGGUUUCUCUCUUGAGAAGUUAAUUGAUGCCAUAAGAUUCAUGCUGGAUCCUAAGGUGAAAGAGCGUGCAAUGGACCUUGCUAAAGCCAUGGAAAAUGAAGACGGAGUGGGUAGAGCGGUGAACGCCUUCUAUAAGCAUUUUCCUCGCAGGAACUCGAGUUCAGAAUGUGAAUUAGUGCCUGCUCCAUCUAGCUUUCUCUCGAUUAGACGAUGCUUCGGCUGCUCAUAAACUUGCAAGUCAAGUCAUUGCUCUCAUUUUAUGUAAUCACCUCCAAUUGUUAGAUUCGUUGCGCAACUUGCAUCCUCAAAAUGAGCUGAGGCAAGAACAUGGAUUUCAUUGAACUAAUUCGUUGGACCAAUAUCAGAUUAUUUUUGAAGUU
Molecule: messenger RNA, 2332 nt
Organism: Rhodamnia argentea
Lineage: Eukaryota; Viridiplantae; Streptophyta; Magnoliopsida; Myrtales; Myrtaceae
Product: sterol 3-beta-glucosyltransferase UGT80A2-like
Exons: 14
Coding region: 427-2181 (584 amino acids)
Biological process (GO): carbohydrate metabolic process
Molecular function (GO): UDP-glycosyltransferase activity; hexosyltransferase activity
Source: RefSeq, a predicted model, not a curated record